AUGUUUAGUCCACUUGUUCGCUGCACAAGACUGGUCUCAUCAGCCGCCUCUCAGUCAAAUGAUAUGCCCAUCCAUAUUGAAAAUCCAUACAAACCAACGAAACGCCAGUGUUUUAUUUGUAAAAACAAUAUUGAGCUGGAUUAUAAGAAUGUCCAACUUUUAUCCCAAUUUGUGUCUCCGUACACCGGUCGCGUUUAUGGUCGACAUAUCACGGGUCUAUGCAUUCCAAUGCAAAAGCGUGUUGCAACACUAAUAGAAAGAGCGCGAAAAUUUGGUAUGACUUGUACCAUGUUUCUUUCUAGUUUUAAGGUUUUAUGGCGCAUGAAAUGA
Molecule: messenger RNA, 330 nt
Organism: Mesocestoides corti
Lineage: Eukaryota; Metazoa; Platyhelminthes; Cestoda; Cyclophyllidea; Mesocestoididae
Source: the annotation of a GenBank genome assembly